UUAUUUCCAAAUAUAUAUAAAAGAAAACUCAUAGACAGGAGAGAUUAGGAUGGACUUCCUCAGAGCAAAGAUGGAGUUAAUAAUAUAUGUUACAGUAAUUGGUUUAGUUUCCUACUUCAUUAGUAAUAAUUUUGGCUUUGAAAAAGAUUGGAUAAUGGCCAAAUUUCUUGGCAUGUUUUCAUUUCAGUUUCUCAAGGAAAACCCACUACUUCUUCCUGCUGAUUCUUCUGAAUUGAAGAAAUUGGGAGCUUUGGAGUGGUACAAGUUUGUCCAUGGGCAUCUAGGAUUCAGACUUAUUAUUUGUAUUUGGUUUCAUGCUGGUAUCAUCCACUUUCUAGCAAACAUGUUAAAUUUGGUCUGUAUUAUGAUCCAAUUUCAGAAGCAACUUGGAUAUGUGAGGAUAAUCUACCUAUUGUCCGGAAUUUGUUGGAGCUUACUGUUUUCUGAUCUUUUCCUUCAACACAAGUUCUCUAUCGGUGCUUUUAGAGCUAUGUUUGGACUUUUUGGAGCAAUGUUAUAUCUCAUAUGAGGCUUCUUACUAACCAGAAUAUUUACGAGGGCUUUUCUACUUUCUUAUUAUAAGAUCUUAUUUUUUGUGGUUUAUUUUUCUUACUUAGAGGCUAUAUAUUGGUUUAUCAUUUGGUGUGGAUGUGGGCUGCAAAUCUGAUCAUAUUUACAGUAUAUUUGCCAACAAUGGAGGACUUUUAACUGGGUGGUUUCCUCCAUUUAUAGCUUUUUGUCUGGUUGGUUUUUUUUAGCGUUUGGUGAAAUAGAGAACUAAGCAUGUUGCAGGUAA
Ziziphus jujuba (common jujube) is the source of this 796-nucleotide messenger RNA. Its product is annotated as RHOMBOID-like protein 2. The transcript has 3 exons. Lineage: Eukaryota; Viridiplantae; Streptophyta; Magnoliopsida; Rosales; Rhamnaceae. Gene Ontology annotation, cellular component: membrane. Gene Ontology annotation, biological process: proteolysis. Gene Ontology annotation, molecular function: serine-type endopeptidase activity. The record is from RefSeq and is a predicted model, not a curated record. The coding region runs from base 50 to 529 and encodes 159 amino acids.